AUGGCGUCCACAUUACCGAAACUACCCCUCUUCGACGCAAUUGCCCGCCACAAUCCCGAUUCUACCCUCGCCGUUCACUCCCUCUCGGGAAGGACCUUCAAGUAUGGCGAGCUCCUCGGCGACGUGUGCAAGGCCAGGAACAAGUUCCAGCAAGCCGCUGGCAAGGAAGACUUGAAUGGCGACCGAAUCGCGUUCCUAGUUGAGAACAGCUACGACUAUGUUGUCACCCUUCUUGCUGCGUUCGCCGCCCGCGCGAUAGCUAUCCCACUCUCGCCGGGGUUCCCGGCUGCGGAGCUGCAGUACAUCCUAGAUCAGUCCGAGGCUUCGCUACUAGUAUCUUCCGCCAAGUUUGCGAGCAAGGCGUCCGAGGUGCUUGCCACCGAGCUGAGUGUUAAGCCUGCGUUCCUACAGCUGGAGAAGCACCAGGGCGGUUCCGCGCAUGAGCAGGUUUCCUUGGAGAACGAGGACGCAGGAAAUGCCGCCAUGAUGCUGUAUACGUCUGGGACCACGAACCGACCGAAAGGCGUUCUCCUCCCCUCGUCCGUCCUCACAGCGCAGUCCCAGUCCCUGAUGCAAGCGUGGGAAUAUUCUCCCGCCGAUCGCCUCCUCCACGUGCUACCCCUCCACCACAUUCACGGCACAGUAAACGCCAUUCUCACGCCGCUCUUCGCCGGCAGCUCCAUCGAGUUCAUGUUCCCCUUCAACCCCGACAAAGUAUGGCGCCGUUUCGCCGCCCCCUUCCUCCCCGCCGAGGAGGGAAAGCCGUUGCCGGAAAAGAUCACCUUCUUCACCGUCGUCCCCACCGUCAUCUCGGGCUCCGCCGCCCUUCCCACCCCCGUCAAGAAGGCCUGGGCAGAUCUCAGCCGCGGCAACAUCCUCUUGGAACGCUACGGCAUGACUGAAGUUGGCAUGGCCCUCAGCUGCGGCCUCGGGUUUGCCGACAGGGUCGACGCCAGCGUCGGCUGGCCUCUUCCUUCGGUCCAGGCCCGCCUCGUCGACGUCGACUCUGGCGACGUCAUCCAGCCCGGCCAGGAGAUUGACGCCCAGGGCCGCGAGCGCUCGGGAGAGAUUCAACUCCGUGGGCCCACCAUCUUCCGCGAGUACUGGCGCAACCCCACCGCCACCGCCUCCGAGUUCGUCGAGGGCGAGGACGGCCUCGGCAAGUGGUUCAAGACGGGCGACGUCGCAGUCCGCAGGCCCGUGCCUUCUGCAGGCGGCAGCGGCCAUGAGUGGGCCAGCGGCGACAUGUACUUCAUCCAGGGCCGCAAGAGUGCCGACAUCAUCAAGAGCGGCGGCGAAAGGUCAGCGCUCUCGAGGUCGAGCGCGAGCUGCUCUCCCUCCCCGAGGGACCGCCUCGUGAAUUACAAGAUUCCCCAGGUCCUAAGGGUGGUGGAUGACAUCCCUAGGAAUGCCAUGGGUAAGAUCAACAAAAAACAGCUGGUGAAGGCGGUGUUUGCGGAAGAGUUUAGCGGAGACGAAAUGUAA
Messenger RNA from Parascedosporium putredinis, 1485 nucleotides. The record is from the annotation of a GenBank genome assembly. Lineage: Eukaryota; Fungi; Ascomycota; Sordariomycetes; Microascales; Microascaceae.